Messenger RNA from Erythranthe guttata (spotted monkey flower), 1109 nucleotides. NCBI's taxonomy places the organism in Eukaryota, Viridiplantae, Streptophyta, Magnoliopsida, Lamiales, Phrymaceae. The record is from RefSeq and is a predicted model, not a curated record.
UUCGUAUCGUAUCGCUAUAUCGAUCGAUAUUUGAUUACAAUCGAUAUAAAUAUAUAUAUAUGCCAAGUUGCAUCGUUUCCAUGAAAAUUGUAUUGUGCCCUUCUUUAAUUCCCACUGAAAAAAACUAUUAACAUUUUAACUGGAAAAGAAAAUCACUUGAAUAACAAAACGGUGUCGUAUUAAGACAUCCUUAAAACAAGAACAUCUAGAGAAGUCCAGAGAAAAUGAAAAAAACUCCACAGCCUCGUCUCUUCCAGAAUUUUCCGAAUGAUCCUUUAAAUGCUUAUAUGCAUCUCCUAUGUUUGCAUCGCACAAAUCAAGAUUCAUCAAUCUAUAACAAUUCCUGUAAAAUAAUUUGCAAAUGGCCCACUGUUUAUCAAACAUGUUAAUCUCCCAACCCACGUUUCUCUGUCCGAAUCUCUCUCCUUCGAAUUCAAGAUUAUCGAGCUCCAGAAACCCGAGCAGAAAUGGCGGCAGAAUCAGUGUAGUGAAAUCAAUGGCGGAUGAAGGCAGAGACAAUCUUGAUUAUCUGCAGAGACAACAACAAAACCAACACCCCAAGAAAAAAUCAGCCCCACUCGCCCCAAUGGGUUUGUGGGACAGGUUUCCGACAGCAAGAACAGUGCAGCAAAUGCUGGAAACAAUGGAGAGAAUAGUGGACGACGGCCCUUUCGCCUACGGCGGCGAAUGGCGGUCGCCGCCGCCGCCGCCGUCGCGUACGCCGUGGGAGAUUAAGGAAGGCGAAGCAGAGUACAAGAUGAGGUUCGAUAUGCCUGGGAUGACGAAAGAUGAUGUCAGGAUUUGGGUUGAGGAGAAUAUGCUGGUUUUAAAAGCUGAGAAAUCGGUCAAGAGCAAGAACGAUGGUGAUGGUGAAGAUGAAGACGGCGGCGAGGAUUGGCCGGUGAAGAGUUAUGGGAGGUACAGUAGCAGAAUUGCUCUGCCGGAAAAUGUUGAGUUCGAGAAGAUUAAGGCUGAGGUUAAAGAUGGUGUCUUGUAUUUAAAUAUACCCAAGGCUAAAACUUCUCCCAAGGUUUUUGAUGUCAAUGUGCAGUAAUCAUUUGAGUGGUGUUGUGCAAUAAAGCUUUGAUUUUUAUUGUUUCUUGAUUGAA